This is a messenger RNA of Phycomyces blakesleeanus NRRL 1555(-), 1590 nucleotides long. RefSeq lists its product as hypothetical. Lineage: Eukaryota; Fungi; Mucoromycota; Mucoromycetes; Mucorales; Phycomycetaceae. The transcript is spliced from 4 exons. The annotation marks the transcript as partial. Gene Ontology annotation, cellular component: membrane. The record is from RefSeq and is a predicted model, not a curated record. Gene Ontology annotation, molecular function: arsenite transmembrane transporter activity. Gene Ontology annotation, biological process: transmembrane transport; arsenite transport.
CUUGACGCUUAUUCAUGGGUUACCUUGGUUAUAUUCCUGUUAUCAAUUGUACCAGUCAUUCGACCUUUCAAAAUCCCAUUCUUUCGUCAGACUCAUAUUCGUCUCAAUCUCGCCACUUCUCCUCCUCUUGGGGUGCUUAUCUUACUCAUCAUCAGAGCCAUUCCCAUUACGACUGUUAGAGAUGGGUGUAUUGGUUCAAUGGGAAUUCAGCCUUAUGCGAUCCUUAUCUUAUUCUAUUCUCUUGCAUAUAUUUGCAUUUCUCUCGAUUUAACAGGUUUAUUUCAGUACCUUGCCUUUUGGGUGUCUCGGAAGGCUGGAAAUCGAGGAAUAUUGGCAUUCACACUCUUUUUUUGCCUCACCAGCCUAAUGAGUGGUCUGACAAGUAAUGAUGUGGUGAUCUUGACUGGAACAGUAUUCUUAUCGUAUUUUACCCGAGUGUCUGGUAUCAAUCCCACAGCAUUUCUAGUGAGUGAAUUCACAACAGCGAAUAUUGCAUCCAUGGCGUUGUACAUUGGCAAUCCCACAAAUGUGAUUGUGUCGGAAGCCUACGAUAUAAGCUUUAUUGAAUACUCAGCCUGGAUGUUACUUCCGACAGUAGUGACACUUUUGCUGGCAUAUUGUGUCUUGCGCGUGAUGUUUAACAAUCCAGUCUAUCUUCCACGCCAGAUCGUUGCACCUGAUGCGAGCCCAAACAGCGUUCUGUUGGAUCCAAAGGGGGCUGUGUUUGGCACGGUUCUGCUGGCCUGCUGUCUUGCUACACUGGUCGGCACUUCCUUUGCUGGAGUUUCGGUGUGGAUGGUGACACUUCCUUUUGCUGUGGUAACAUUAGUGAGAGAUUUCUUGUAUGACCUUGGAAGCAUCAAGUGGAUGCACAGUAAUAAUGGGCUUUCGACGGUGACCGGUAGUAUCGACAUCGACAUCGACAUCAGCACCAGUAGUACAGUUAAUAACGGCACGAUUGACAGCAUCGACAGGACACGUAGAAGCAGCCGGGGUAGCCUAAGCAACCGAAGUAUCGGUCUUCAGUCACUGCCUGCUACAAGGGCCGAGACAGCUCCUCGAGAGACAGUUGGUUUGCAUCGGUCGUUCCAGCGCAGACUUGGACAACGGAUCAAGAGACUUGGGUACCGCUGGCCGACUGUAUUUGCGGUUAUACAAAGAAUGCCCUGGGCAAUCUUGCCAUUUAGUCUGGGGAUGUUUGUGCUUGUCGAGGGACUGUCUUUGGUUGGAUGGGUGGGGGUUCUGGCCAAAGGGUUGGUGGUGUUUACUUUAAACUAUGUGACGGCAGUCUAUGGAGUGACAUUUGUGUCGAUUGUAGCUUGUCAGCUGCUGAACAACCUACCCAUGACCAUCUUGUUAACAAGAAUAAUCCAGCAUCCAAAUUUCAGUUCCAGAGUCACAUCCCCAGUUAUUAUGCAAGGUGUUCUGUUGGGACUUAUUGUAGGAAGCAACCUGGGUGCAUGUCUGACGCUUGUAGGAAGUCUUGCUGGUAUUAUGUUUGAUCACAUCUUGAAGAGCAAGAAUAUCCAUGUACUUGGCUACCGUAAUUUCCUUGGUUGGAAUUUGAUUUUAUUACCUGUUCUUGCCUUG